This is a messenger RNA of Malania oleifera, 3304 nucleotides long. RefSeq names its product pentatricopeptide repeat-containing protein At4g30825, chloroplastic. Gene Ontology annotation, molecular function: protein binding. Lineage: Eukaryota; Viridiplantae; Streptophyta; Magnoliopsida; Santalales; Ximeniaceae. The record is from RefSeq and is a predicted model, not a curated record.
AUCCCAAGCUCUCUCUCUCUCUCUCUGUGAAUAGGGAAUUAGGCAUAUAUCUCCCAAUCAAAAGGAGGGGGAAAAAACACCAGAAAACGAACUUCAAUCCGAUACCAGUUGUUUUCCUCCACUGCUUCUCUCUCCAUAUCUCCUCCGCCCUAACCCUAUGGUACGCCCAAUGCCACUCCCACUGACACGCCCACAACCCCAUCUCUCUCUCUCUCUCUCGGCGAGUUAGCUCUUCAUUCGCAUCGAAUUUUCGAAAUAUUGAGUGAAUUGAUGCGUCAUAGUUGCUUGGAGGCCACCCUGCAGUAUGGCAUCCUUCAACCUCUCCAUUUCUGUCGAUGCUUGUGAAUCAAGGAAGUUAAAUUUCUCAGUAUACCCUGGACAACCUUUCGAUCGAUGUUCGGUUACUUCGGUUGCUGGUUAUUCUCAUCCAUUCGGACCCCCAGCCAUCCCCUCGUUCAGCAAGCUAAGGCACAUUAAAGUUUCUCGAUCGGACGCCGAGUUUUCGGAUGCUUCCGAAUCCAUUCUGGUUCACGAUACGUCUGAAUCACCGAAGAAUGAUUUAGUUGGUGACACUGUGAUUGCAAAAAACCCUAAUUUUGGUCAUGGUGUUUUGAGAGCUGGGAAAAGUUCACGGAAUAGGUCUCGAAUGGAAAAGAAGGUAAUUAGAAGAGAAAAGGGGUCAAUAUUUAGUUCACAUGACCUCUCAUUUGUGUUUGAUAAAGAGGUGGAUGUUGAUCUGUCUUGCACUAGACGUGACUUUAGCAUUGAGCAAUGCAAUGACAUUUUAAAGCGGCUGGAGACGUGUAGUGAUAUCAAGACUUUGAGGUUUUUCGCGUGGAUGAGAAGUAAUGGGAAGUUGAUGCAGAAUGUGACUGCUUAUAAUUUCCUUCUCCGGGUGUUGAGCCGGAGAGAUGAUUGGGAUGCAGCUGAGAAGACGAUUCAGGAGAUGAGCGUUGAGUCAGCUUGUGAACUUAAUUUUCAGGUUUUUAAUACACUUAUUUAUGCAUGUUAUAAGCGGGGGCGUGUGCAGUUGGGUGCAAAGUGGUUUCGUUUGAUGCUGGAUUAUAGAGUUCGGCCUAAUGUUGCUACUUUUGGUAUGCUCAUGAGUCUUUAUCAGAAGGGUUGGAAUAUUAAGGAGGCAGAGUUUGCUUUCUCCCAAAUGAGGGACUUUGGAGUUCGAUGUGAAUCAGCAUAUUCGUCUAUGAUCACAAUCUAUACCCGUAUGGGUUUUUAUGGCAAAGCUGAAGAGGUCAUUGAAUUCUUGAAAAAAGAUGGAGUGACACUGAAUUUAAAGAAUUGGCUAGUUUUGCUUAAUGCCUACGGUCAGCAAGGCAAGUUAGGGGAUGCUGAGCUCGUUUUGGCCUCAAUGUAAAAAGCAGGAUUUUCCCCAAAUAUAGUUGCAUACAACACAUUGAUUACUGGAUAUGCAAAGGCAUCCAAUAUGGAACAGUGGCUCUUCUGUAACCUUCAAAAUGUUGGUUUAGAGCCUGAUGAAACUACUUACAGAAUAAUGAUUGAGGGUUGGGGUCGAGCUAACAAUUAUGAGGAGGCAAAGUGGUACUACAAGGAACUCAAGCGUUUAGGGUUCAAGCCUAAUUCAUCCAACUCAUACACGCUGAUAAACUUACAAGCCAAGCAUGGGGACGAAGAAGGUGCUUUACAAACUAUUGAUGAUAUGACGAGAAUGGGUUGCCAAUAUUCCUCCAUUCUUGGUUGCCUUUUACAAGCAUAUGAAAGGACAGGAAGGGUUGGCAGUGUGCCUUCCAUUUUAAGAGGUUCCUUCUACGAACAUGUUCUUGUUAACCAAACAUCAUGCUCGAUUCUGCUUAUGGCAUAUGUUAAGCACUUGUUGGUGGAUGAUGCUAUUGAUGUUUUAAGGGACAAAAAAUGGAAGGAUGCAGGUUUUGAGGAUAAUCUGUACCAUUUGUUAAUAUGUUCAUGUAAGGAGUUGAGUCAUUUUGAGAAUGCUAUUAAGAUAUACACACAUAUGCCCAAACGAGAGAAACCAAACAUGCACAUCAUGUGCACGAUGAUUGACAUCUAUGGUCUCAUGGGUCGAUUUGCUGAGGCCGAGAAUAUAUACAUGGAAAUGAAAUCGUCAGGUGUUUCAUUGGACAUGGUUGCCUUCAGCAUUGUUGUAAGAAUGUAUGUCAAAGCUGGAUUCCUAAAAGACGCUUGUGUUGUUAUAGACAGAAUGGAAAAGGAGAAGAGCAUUGUUCCUGACAUCUAUUUGAUUCGUGAUAUGCUUCGUAUUUAUCAAAAAUGUGGUAAGCUAGAUAAACUGGCAGAACUGUACUAUAAAAUUUUGAAGAGUGAAGUUGCUUGGGAUCAAGAAAUGUACAACUGUGUCAUAAAUUGUUGUGCUCGUGCUUUACCAGUUGAUGAGCUUUCCAGGCUCUUAAACGAGAUGCUUCAACGUGGAUUUGUGCCUAAUACAACUGCAUAUAAUGUUAUUCUUGAUGUUUAUGGAAAAUCUAGGCUUCUCAAAAAGGCUAAGAAGGUAUUUUGGAUGGCAAGGAAACAAGGCUUGGUUAAUGUGAUCUCUUACAAUACUGUGAUAGCUGCAUAUGGACGGAGCAAAGACUUUAAGAGCAUGUCAUCAACUGUUCAACUAAUGGAAUUCCAUGGCUUUUCAGUUUCCCUUGAAGCCUAUAAUUGCAUGUUGGAUGCCUAUGGAAAAGAAAGCCAAAUAGAGAGAUUCAAAAGUGUAUUGCAGAGGAUGAAGGAAUCAAGGUGUGCUUCUGACCACUAUACUUACAACAUUAUGAUCAAUAUUUAUGGCGAGCAAGGAUGGAUUGAAGAAGUUGCAGGAGUCCUAACAGAAUUAAAAGAAUCUGGACUUGGACCUGAUUUGUAUAGCUAUAAUACAUUGAUUAAGGCAUAUGGAAUUGCAAGAAUGGUUGAAGAAGCUUGGCAUUUGGUCCAAGGAAUGAGGACGUGUGGAUAGAACCCUGAUAGGAUCCUACAUAAUCUGUGCUUUGCUCUGCGAAAGAAUGAUGAGUUUUUAGAGGCUGUCAAAUGGUCUUUAUGGCUGAAGCAGAUUGGGCUGUGCAGUGGCUAAUCUUUUCAGUAUUCCCUCCACCCCCUCCAAGUGUGCUCACCCCCUCAUCACACCAAAAAGCAGAUUGUGUUUCAGUUGUUAGUUACACAUCUGAAUAUUUUUCUGCCCUUGGUAAGAUAUUUAUUUUUAAGUAUCUAAUGCAGCUGAAUGUUUUCUAUUGCAAUCAUUACUGCCUCAUGUGAUUUAAUCUCAUGAAAAAACCCUAGAAGUAACUUAAAUGCUCUAUGGGCAUUUUGUUUUGCU